UCCAUGAUACCGAACCGAGCUCGACCCGGCGUGAGAAAAAGCGGACCGCAAAGCCGGGGCGGAACUCCAGCCGAGCAGCAACUUCCGGAAAGCUGGGUGCAUCGUCAGAAACGUACCUGUGUGGAAACACCGCUUGCGGAGAAAGGUUCUUACUGGGUUUUUGUUUUUAAAAUCAAAACGGUGCGGAAAAUGUCGUUUCUUUCAUCCGUCAGGAUUUAUUGAUUUAUUUGAUGCCCGGAUUUCCCGUGUCGGGGUUCAGGCCUAAAAAGAUGACAAGGCUUCUGAGAGAGCGUUUCCCUUUCCAAACGAAUGGAUGUCACUUAGAGCUUCAGAAUCAGAUGCAUUGUGGGAAGAGAAAGUUAUUUUCACUUUGCAUCAGAGGGCAGCAGAGGGACGAAUGGCAAUAAGAGCUGUUUGUUAACAUUACUUCCUGUCGAAGCUGGGAUUGCGGACGAUCAUGCUUUGAUCAUUCGGUGAUUGAUCGCUUACCCAUCCUUCUAAACCGGGUUGAAGAAGUCUCCAGUAAAGAAAGCGUGUGUCAACACACCAGCAGACACAAUUACAACGCCGCGAUUCUAAAAUGAUCCAAGCCACCGGCCAGAGGGAUCCUGACGUUUCACCUAGUGACAGAACAGAUGACGACGAUGACACGAUAAUAAAUCUGCAAUUGUUUCCGUAUUCAGAAGCUGGGAAUGAUUUAAAUGAUGGGGGCAUCCUGAACCGUUCCAACACCUUGACAAAUCGCCAACGUGGCAAUGAAGUUUCUGCCUUGCCAGCUACUUUGGAUAGUGAGUUUUUUCUGUGUGGCGCAGAUCCCCACGUCCUUGCUAAGCAGCGAGAGAGUGCCUUGUCCCUCGCCAGCACAGGAGGAUACACGGGCAUUGUCACUUUGCUGUUGGAGAAGGCCGUGGACAUCAACACCUAUGAUUGGAAUGGUGGGACUCCACUGCUUUAUGCCGUACGGGGCAAUCACGUGAAGUGCGUUGAGGCCUUGCUAG
Messenger RNA from Thamnophis sirtalis, 998 nucleotides. The record is from RefSeq and is a predicted model, not a curated record. Lineage: Eukaryota; Metazoa; Chordata; Lepidosauria; Squamata; Natricidae.